ACUGUCUACAAUGCAAAUCUUCGUUAAAACUCUUACUGGCAAAACCAUUACUCUCGAGGUCGAGUCGUCAGACACUAUUGACAAUGUCAAGGCCAAGAUUCAAGACAAGGAAGGAAUCCCACCUGACCAGCAGCGUCUGAUUUUUGCUGGAAAGCAGCUUGAGGAUGGUCGCACUCUUUCUGACUACAAUAUCCAGAAGGAAUCUACUCUUCAUCUUGUUCUCCGUCUUCGUGGAGGUAUGCAAAUCUUUGUCAAAACCCUUACUGGUAAGACCAUUACUCUCGAGGUCGAGUCAUCAGACACUAUUGACAAUGUCAAGGCCAAAAUUCAAGACAAGGAGGGAAUCCCACCUGACCAGCAGCGUCUGAUUUUUGCUGGAAAGCAACUUGAGGAUGGUCGCACUCUUUCUGACUACAAUAUCCAGAAGGAAUCCACCCUUCAUCUUGUUCUCCGUCUUCGUGGAGGUAUGCAGAUUUUCGUCAAAACCCUUACUGGUAAGACCAUUACUCUCGAGGUCGAGUCGUCAGACACUAUUGACAAUGUCAAGGCCAAAAUUCAAGACAAGGAAGGAAUCCCACCUGACCAGCAACGUCUGAUUUUUGCUGGAAAGCAACUUGAGGAUGGUCGCACUCUUUCUGACUACAAUAUCCAGAAGGAAUCCACCCUUCAUCUUGUUCUCCGUCUUCGUGGAGGUAUGCAGAUUUUCGUCAAAACCCUUACUGGUAAGACCAUUACUCUCGAGGUCGAGUCAUCAGACACUAUUGACAAUGUCAAGGCCAAGAUUCAAGACAAGGAAGGAAUCCCACCUGACCAGCAGCGUCUGAUUUUUGCUGGAAAGCAACUUGAGGAUGGUCGCACUCUUUCUGACUACAAUAUCCAGAAGGAAUCCACUCUCCAUCUUGUUCUCCGUCUUCGUGGAGGACUUUGAUUAUCAUUUUUCAACGUUCAAUAAAUAUGUCGCCAAAAUAUACUAUUUUACAUCCAGCCGAUUGGACAAGUGGUUUUAAGCUAUAAUAAUUGAUGUUUACAUCACUCUGCAGUGAUUUGUUUGGAUAACAAUGGUUGAGCAUUAUACUUGUCCACUGGAAAUUGGCAUUUUCAACUUUGAAUAAACACAGCGUUCAUAUCAU
Molecule: messenger RNA, 1130 nt
Organism: Batrachochytrium dendrobatidis JAM81
Lineage: Eukaryota; Fungi; Chytridiomycota; Chytridiomycetes; Rhizophydiales
Product: polyubiquitin
Exons: 2
Coding region: 11-928 (305 amino acids)
Biological process (GO): modification-dependent protein catabolic process; protein ubiquitination
Cellular component (GO): cytoplasm; nucleus
Molecular function (GO): protein tag activity; ubiquitin protein ligase binding
Source: RefSeq, a predicted model, not a curated record